AUGACCUCGUCUUCCCGCUUUCAUUUCCCGGUCCAUGCCGUUUCCAAUGACCGUGUUAAACUUACCCCUCUCGAUCUCGAUCUCCACCUAGACACCUUUUUUCGUCUUUCUGUAUCACACCCAGAGCUAUAUGCACAUAUGCCAACCGGACCAUUUGGCUCUUUGACCGAACUCAAGGCCGAGUUUCUCGAGCGACCGAGUAGCAUCUUGUCAUUCUCCAAUCCCGAGUCCUUUGCAUUUGCGGUCAUUGAUAAAACACGCCCCCCUUCGCCAGAGGACCCCGAAGGUGAGCUCGCUGGUACCGUAUCUUUGAUUCGGACGUCGCCUGUCCACCUUUGUACCGAGAUUGGAUUCAUCGUUAUUCUGCCACCAUACCAGCGCAGCCAUGUUGCCACGAACACCGUUGGCCUUGCAUUGAAAUAUGCCUUUGAGACGCCGGAAAAUGGUGGCUUGGGUCUUCGCCGUAUUCAUUGGCAGGCUAGUACGACAAACCCUGCCAGUGCUAAAUUAGCAGAGAAGAUGGGGUUUGAAAAGAUAGGAUUGACGCCUUGGCAUAUGCGCUUUAUAGGAGGCAAGGAGAAAGGCAAGAUUGGAAAUGGAAAGGAGCCACCAGUUGGAACCCAUUCUAAUGACCUGUGGAGAGACACUCUCUCUUUCACCUUCGCCUGGGAUCAAUGGGGAAACGGUGGCAAGGAGAACGCCGAGCGAAUUAUGAUGUGGUAA
Penicillium manginii is the source of this 723-nucleotide messenger RNA. Its product is annotated as GNAT family N-acetyltransferase. The coding region runs from base 1 to 723 and encodes 240 amino acids. The record is from RefSeq and is a predicted model, not a curated record. Lineage: Eukaryota; Fungi; Ascomycota; Eurotiomycetes; Eurotiales; Aspergillaceae. Gene Ontology annotation, molecular function: protein N-terminal-serine acetyltransferase activity; protein-N-terminal-alanine acetyltransferase activity. The transcript has a single exon.